CCACCUGUCCUUCAUGUCCUCCUGCUCUCCCUAUAGAUGAGUCCCGAAUCCCUGCAGGGGGGAAAUCUCAGCAGCCCCACCUCAUUCCUUCUCUUGGGGUUUUCCAGUGCCUACAAAGCACAGGUGGCCCUCUGCCUGGGUUUCUCGCUCAUUUACCUGGUGACUCUGCUGGGGAACCUGCUCAUAAUGAACCUCGUCUGGCUGGACGCUCACCUGCACUCCCCCAUGUAUUACUUCCUGGGCCACCUCUCCUUCCUGGAUAUCUGCUACUCCACCGUCACAGUCCCUAAGAUCCUCAAGGACUCCUUCUCACCACAGAAGACCAUUUCCUUUGUGGGCUGCAUCACACAGAUCUACUUCUUCCUUUGCUUUGGGGGCUCUGAGUGUGUGCUCCUGGCUGCCAUGGCCUACGAUCGGUACCUGGCCAUCUGCCGCCCCCUUCACUAUGCAGCGCUCAUGAGCAAGAAGGUUUGCCACUGCUUAGUGGCUGUUUCAUGGUUGAGCGGCUCCUUCUCAUCUCUGAUCCAGGCCUUUCUCACAGCCCACUUACACUUCUGUGGGUCCAGUGUGAUCAAUCACUUGUUCUGUGAGAUACCCUUCUUGCUGAAUGUGUCCUGCAGCCCUAAUGCUCGCCUCAACAAGGCUGUCCUGUAUGCUUUGGCUGGGACUAUUGCCAUGGGCUCUUUCCUCCUUACUCUCAUGUCGUAUGUUCACAUCCUCUGGGCUGUCCUCCAGAAGGGAGCAGGGGGGCAGAAGGCCUUUGCCACCUGCACCUCCCACCUGACUGUGGUGUUCCUGUUCUUUGGUGCUGGGGCCAUUGCCUACCUGCUGCCGCACUCCAGCACCUCCAAGGAGAUGGGCAAGGUCCUCGCCCUGCUGUACGCCAUCAUAACCCCCAUGUUGAAUCCCAUCAUUUACAGCUUGAGAAAUAACGAAGUCCAGGGGGCCAUCAGGAAAGCCCUGCACAGGGUGUUGUCACAGAGAUCCACCAAGGACACAGGCAGGGCUGCGGAGCAGCCCCUGCCCUCACCAUGCACGGAGGGCAGCUGCUGA
Molecule: messenger RNA, 1053 nt
Organism: Cygnus atratus (black swan)
Lineage: Eukaryota; Metazoa; Chordata; Aves; Anseriformes; Anatidae
Product: olfactory receptor 2A25-like
Exons: 1
Biological process (GO): G protein-coupled receptor signaling pathway
Cellular component (GO): membrane
Molecular function (GO): G protein-coupled receptor activity; olfactory receptor activity
Source: RefSeq, a predicted model, not a curated record